CAACACUCUGUAUCGACACAUUAUCUACACCCACAGAUCCCUCGAUCCACGCAAUAUAAGUGAGCGAACAGCGUCCUGAGCGUCGCCCUGGGAAGAACACUCCGAAGUGAAAGAGCUACCCCGCCAGUGCAGUACUUGUCUUAGUACUCACCGCAUCUUCCCUCCUAUACACCGAACAGACAGAUAACCACCCAACAUGGACGAAGAGAACGUUCUCAAUUUCGUCAGCAUCACUUCGUGUGAUCCCGACAAGGCCGCACAAUACUUGCGCCUGACAGACAACAACCUCGAACAGGCUAUACAACUCUUCUUCGACAGCCCCAACCUUGACUUUGGGCCGGCGACUACUUCGAAUGCGCCCACAGCUGCCUCGUUGGCGCAGAAUCCCAUCAACGUCGAUUCAGAUGACGACAUGUCAGACUUCAAUGCCGGCGCACACACAUCCACUCCUCCUGCACAAUCGAACCUCGAGAGCGACGAAGAAUUGGCGCGGCGGUUACAAGAGGAAGAUUAUGGCGGUGGUGGUGCGGGGCGUGGCCAGGAUGAAGUCCGCGCACCUAUUCAACGAACGCAAGAGACACUGAUCGGCCCUGGGUCGAAUUGGGGGCCUGGAGACGAACACGACGACAUUGACGCCAUGGUGCAGGAGCAACUGGCUCGUCGGCAACGAGGUGAGAAAUAUGGUGUCCCACAUGGUACAUUACAGGCUGACUUUUUAGGAGGACGACAAGGCAUCUUCAACCAGCGAGGCACCGCCCAAAAUUCGGUGUGGGACAACUCCGCCGACUCGGAGGCCAGACGCCGCGAGCUUGCGGCAUCGACGGGCGGCGCUUCCGAGCAGAGUGCGAAGAUGAACAUGCUCGCGGAGCUGUUCCGACCACCCUUCGAGAUGAUGUACCAGGGAUCAUGGGAGAAGGCACGAGACAUGGGCAAGGAAGAGGAGAAGUGGCUCAUCGUCAACAUUCAGGACCCGGCCAUCUUCGACUGCCAGCUCCUUAACCGGGACAUCUGGAAGAAUGAAGACAUCAAAGCAACAGUACGGGAGAACUUCAUCUUUAUGCAAUACGCAAAGGAUGACCCGCGCGGUCAGCAGUACGUCAACUACUAUUUCCAAAACCGCGACAGCUCGGACGCAUACCCGCACAUCGCCAUUGUCGAUCCACGUACAGGAGAACAAGUAAAGAUCUGGUCCGGUCCACCUAUUCCCGCGGCUGUCGACUUCCACGCUCAGCUCCAUGAGUUCCUCGACCGCUACAGCUUGAAUAUCAACGUGAAGAACCCUGUGGCCAAGCGGAAGCCAGAGAACAAGAAGGUCGAUGUCAACCGCAUGACUGAAGAGGAGCAGCUGGAAUGGGCCUUGCAGAGCAGCAUGGACAACAGCGGCAACGGCAAUGAAGGGCCAAAGGACAACGACCCAGACGCUCUUACCAAGGACGAGGGCAAGGGCAAGGGGCGCGCAACAUCAACAGCAGCGGAAGCUGCAUCGACAAUAGCCGCAGCGCCAGCAGAAGAAGAACCAGCAGCCGUCACAAACGCUCUCUUCGCUGCCAUCUCGUCCCACGCAAUGCACACAGAACCCGCCAUAACCGACCCCAAGGUCACAGCGCGCAUCCAGUUCCGUGGGCCUACUGGCCGCCCUCUCGUUCGACGCUUCAACCUCUCAGACCCUGUGCGCCGUGUAUACGAAUGGAUCAAGAGUGAGGCGCCAUGGGACGGCAAGCAGGGCACUGAGUUCGACCUGUCCUUCAUGGGCAAAAACUUGAUCGAGCACCUCGACGAGACUAUCGAGGCUGCUGGGCUGAAGGGGGCGAGCUUAAUGGUCGAGUUCGCCGAGUAAACACUCCGAGUAAAACAGAGGAGUUAAUGAUACGAUGGAUUGAUGGCAUCGCUACGGCGUUCCCGGUAUGCUUUCAGCGGUAGACUGUAGCUGGCUAUGUUAGGCUACUGAUAGCUGA
This is a messenger RNA of Didymella exigua CBS 183.55, 1955 nucleotides long. RefSeq names its product UBX domain-containing protein 7. The coding region runs from base 197 to 1837 and encodes 546 amino acids. The transcript has a single exon. Gene Ontology annotation, biological process: proteasome-mediated ubiquitin-dependent protein catabolic process. The record is from RefSeq and is a predicted model, not a curated record. Gene Ontology annotation, cellular component: nucleus. Gene Ontology annotation, molecular function: ubiquitin binding. NCBI's taxonomy places the organism in Eukaryota, Fungi, Ascomycota, Dothideomycetes, Pleosporales, Didymellaceae.